Molecule: messenger RNA, 619 nt
Organism: Prionailurus viverrinus (fishing cat)
Lineage: Eukaryota; Metazoa; Chordata; Mammalia; Carnivora; Felidae
Gene: CSRP3
Product: cysteine and glycine rich protein 3
Exons: 6
Coding region: 1-609 (202 amino acids)
Biological process (GO): cardiac muscle contraction; sarcomere organization; muscle tissue development
Cellular component (GO): cytoplasm; nucleus; Z disc
Molecular function (GO): structural constituent of muscle; actinin binding
Source: RefSeq, a predicted model, not a curated record
AUGCACACAGAAGUGGUAAGUCUUGGAGAGCGGAGUCGCUGCCUGAGGAAAACCCUGGUGAUAGGGAGACCUGGAUCAAAAGUAGCCUCAGUGGUAGUUGUCUCCUUGAAUAUCAGAGUGCUCUUCAAAGGCCACGUGGCCUGCAGGAAGGCUCUCGACAGCACCACAGUCGCAGCUCAUGAGUCGGAGAUCUACUGUAAGAUCUGCUACGGGCGCAGAUAUGGCCCCAAGGGGAUCGGGUACGGACAAGGCGCGGGCUGCCUCAGCACGGACACGGGCGAACAUCUGGGCCUCCAGUUCCAACAGUCUCCAAAGCCGGCACGCUCAGCCACCACCAGCAACCCUUCCAAGUUCACUGCGAAGUUCGGAGAGUCUGAGAAGUGCCCUCGAUGCGGCAAGUCGGUCUAUGCUGCUGAGAAGGUGAUGGGAGGUGGCAAGCCUUGGCACAAGACCUGUUUUCGCUGCGCCAUCUGUGGGAAGAGUCUAGAGUCCACGAACGUCACUGACAAAGAUGGGGAACUUUACUGCAAAGUUUGCUAUGCCAAAAAUUUUGGCCCUACGGGUAUUGGGUUUGGAGGCCUAACACAUCAAGUGGAGAAGAAAGAGUGAAGAGUGUGAC